CAAAGCAUUAGAACCCAGCUGAAUUGAACGCGUAGAUUAUACAUGCAGAGUGAGCCGAGAGUUUUAGUACAAGUUCAGGUGCAACCUGCCCCGCAGGUCCGGGAGUUCGGACUCCGGUUACAAUUCACACAGGAGCAACCAACACGGGGGUUCAGCGACACGUCCCGGCUGCAGCCUCCAAACUGGUGCUCUACAGUUCACAAUGCCGAAAUCAUUCCUGGUGAAAAGCAGAAAAACUGGCUCUUUUAACCAGCCUCGAUACAACGAUGAUAAAGUAUCAAGCAAACUGGAGCCGGUGUUGACACCUCCUGUUGAUUUACCCAUAUGGUCUCCAGUAGAAAACACGGGCCCCUCCACUGGGCCGAAUAUCCAUGACCGUGAACAUGAGCAAGAAGACACUCCAUGGGAGAAUGGCGGAGACUAUCAGAGAGGGUCCUUGAGCCUGACUAAAGCCGCUACAUACGACAUCCCUCCAGGGUCAGGAACCCUUCUCUCGAGAUCUUCUGGCAAUAAAGAAUGUUUGCUGACCUCCGCCCACAAGCCAGGCUUUCCUUGGGGCCCGUUCCACAACAUAUACGACUUCUGCCAUCUCUCCCCCAGCUUCCAGUCCUCUCUCUUGGUCAACACAGGUGGUCUGUACAGGACCCCUGUUUCAAGGCCACUGGAGAUCGACCAGCCCAUUGACUACAGCACACAUUACGCCUCAGGAUCAAAUGCUUACCACUGCAUAAAGUGUAAUAAGGUCUUCUCCACGCCCCACGGCCUGGAGGUCCACGUCAGGAGGUCUCACAGUGGCAUACGACCCUUCGCCUGUGACCUGUGUGGGAAAACAUUUGGCCAUGCCGUAAGCCUGGAGCAACACCUGAACAUCCAUUCACAGGAGAGGAUCUUUGAAUGUAAAAUGUGUGGGAAAACCUUCAAGCGAUCGUCCACACUGUCCACCCACCUGCUGAUUCACUCCGACACCCGGCCUUAUCCCUGUCAGUAUUGCGGAAAACGAUUCCACCAGAAGUCAGACAUGAAGAAGCACACUUACAUUCACACAGGUGAGAAGCCUCACAAGUGUCAGGUGUGUGGGAAAGCGUUCAGCCAGAGCUCCAACCUCAUCACCCACAGCCGCAAACACAGUGGCUUCAAACCCUUUGGUUGCGAGCUGUGUGUCAAGGGCUUCCAACGCAAAGUGGAUCUCCGCCGUCACUGCGAGACUCAGCACGGCUUGAAGUGUUAGGACUCGGGCGCAAGGAACUGCAGAUGCUGGAAUCUUGAGUAAAAACACAAUGUGUUAGGGGUACUCAGUGGAUUAUGCCCCUGUCCCACUUAGGAAACCUGAAUGGAAACCUCUGGAGACUUUGCUCCCCACCCAAGGUUUCCGUGCGGUUCCCAGAGGUUCCCGGAGGUUUUCGUCAG
Messenger RNA from Amblyraja radiata (thorny skate), 1407 nucleotides. It is a transcript of the gene gfi1b, whose product is annotated as growth factor independent 1B transcription repressor. Gene Ontology annotation, cellular component: nucleus. Gene Ontology annotation, molecular function: DNA-binding transcription factor activity, RNA polymerase II-specific. The coding region runs from base 203 to 1228 and encodes 341 amino acids. The transcript is spliced from 7 exons. Gene Ontology annotation, biological process: regulation of transcription by RNA polymerase II. Lineage: Eukaryota; Metazoa; Chordata; Chondrichthyes; Rajiformes; Rajidae. The record is from RefSeq and is a predicted model, not a curated record.